GCAUGGAUACAAGGAAGACCCGUCGGACCCACGGGAUUGACCGCGGGGACAACCUUGACGACUCGGGCCAGCUGGCAUCGGGGGGUGAGGACGAAGAAUUGCCCACGCUGCAGGAUCCGCCGACGGCGCCGGACGAGCGACGGGGGUCCGAUGCCGUGCUCCGCGAGGCGCACUCCCGUCUGGCGGAGCUGCUGCUCGCGGCCGCGUCCAUCCUGGCGGAGAUCAGCUCGUCGGGAGGAGCGGGGACGGCGGCGGACAUUCUACAGGGUCGCCCCGCAGAUUCCCGCCAAAAUUAUUUGGCGAUUCCCGCCAUUUCAUCUGCGCCGACUUUUGGCGGGAACGGCCAUCACCACGUGGCAGCGGUUCUCCAAGCGCGCCCGCUUACGUCACCAACGCGCGCUGCGGACCGCCAUCAGACACCCGCCACUGGGGCCGCCAUCUUACACACCGACGGGGGGGCGGUGAGGAACCACGAGGCGGAGGACGACUUCAUCUUUCAACAACGCCUUCCCACAUUGUCAGCCUUCAAGGCGGAAGGCGGGGACUGGGGCCAAUUUCAGCGCAGGUUUUUGGCGCAUCAGGAGAUGUCCGCCUGGUCCGACGCUACGGCACUGCGGGCACUGCCUGCCAUGCUGGACGACAACGCGCUCGCGGCCUUCACGUCCGCACGCAGGUCGGACCGCUCCACGCUCAAGGAUGCGCUGGCUCUCAUGGCAAAGGUCUACGGUCCUCCCUCGGCGUGUCGCCAUCAUUUUUAUGCAAGGCGGAAGGCGGACGCGGAGACCGUGCUUGCAUAUCGCACGGCGUUGCUGGCUCUCGGCGACGCCGCGUUCCCUCGUAUGGACGAGGAGGGCAAAGAUGCGAUGGUUUUGGAGCAACUGCUCAAGUUGGCGCAGGACCUGGGGGUCCCCAUCAACACGGCCGACGAGAUCGAUAUUUCUUCCUUGCGGGUCGCUACAAGUAUACAAGCGCACGAGGUCCUUCAACGUAAACAGGGGGUCGUCUGCAACGCUGCCGUGGCCUCAGCUCCGGGCCCGGUAGUCACCGAACCCCAAGUCGUCAGCCCACGAGAGGAGGCGUUCACCGCGGGACGACCGGGGGACUGGAGGUCGGGGGGUCAUUCGCCUCUGCGAUCGGCCCGCAAGCUGGAGCAACCGAGAUCUCCGACGACCCUCAUCACGUGUUAUAACUGCGGCCUCCGGGGCCACGUGGCGUCCGGUUGCCGCGCCCCACGUCAGCGCGCCAUGGGACCUCGGCUGGACGACGAACAAGGCCCCAAGUCAUCCCUACAAACCCCGGUGUCUCGGAACUGACAUCUGCCGACCACCGGCGGCCAGAUCUGCGCGGCGGGGCCGGUCCUUCCAGGCCCGAUCCGCGCCGUCUAGAGCUGCCGGAGCCACCGGACGGUCGUCAGCGUCCCGUCCCAUACGACGGACCGGCCAGACGGACUCGCGCUAGGUCGCGCUACUUUUCAUGACCUACCACGUGAGGAGUCGAGGCAGCCGGAGCGCCUCGUCACUGCGUUUAGUCACAGGGACAUUUGGCGCGUUCGUUUUUUGGAGUUCGCUUUUAUUGUGUUGUUCGUCGGGCUGUACAUUGCUUCUUAUUUAAGUGUUGCUGUUGUGUUGUUGUUGUUGCGUUACGGGGCACACUGGGGGGUGGGGUUUUUAUUAUUGCGUUGACGUUGGGUUGUGUUGUUGGUUAGCAGCCGGGCCGGCUGCGAGCUAUGUGGGAGGGGGUGAUGUAGUGGUGAUACGCGCUGGGGUAGGGAUCGUGUGCCAGCGCGUAGUGAUUGGCUGUGUAUGUGGUGACGCGCGCUGACGGUGGAGGAUCAGGGGUCAGCGCGGGGUCGUGGGUUACGUGGUGCUGAUUGGCUGUGUGCCGGUGACGCGCUGAGAGGGAGUGAUCGGGUGGCAGCGCGGUGUGAUUGGUUGAGUAGUAUUAACACGCGCUGGGGAAAACGGAUCGUAGAGAUAGCGCGUCGUCAUUGGUUAACUAAGGAGUGAUGCUCACGUCGACGUCCGCAUCAGCUCCGUCUCCCGUGAGCAGGGGCUAUAAAAGGGGAUGCACACAGGCGUAAAGACAGUAUGUAACAAGCGAAGACUGAAGACGGGGAUGAAGAGAUAGGGCCCUGCGGUACCUAGUCCCGCUGUCCUAACGGGACCGGGACUCUGUGUAACCCAGAGGCGAAUGCAUUGGGUGUAGCCAUAGGCAUAGGGUCUACACGAGUCGAAUGCAUGGUGUGUAGCCAGAGGCAUAGGGUCUACACGAGUUAAGUGAAGUGUGUGUAGCCAGAGGCAUAGGGUCUACACGAGUUAAGUGGAGUGUAUAGUGAGAAGAAUAGAGACCACACGUUGUAUUGUGACACGUCAAGAUUUAAUAAAAGUGUGUUACCCGUCAAGAAGUUCCUGCCGUCAUUUCCAAUACUUCACUUGUAAGGGCCGGGACACUGUGAGGGCCAGUGGUGGGACUCUGGGACUCCCGGCUCUACGUCCUUGUAAGGGCGAGUUCCGAGGAAGCCAGAGUCCAGACCCGCACCUUGGCUGGGUCGGGUCAAUUAGCCUCCCCUACGGUAAUUACAGCCGGAGGACCCCAGAGCGUAGCCAGAGUAGUGUAUCUAGGCUGUGUACCUAGGCUGUAACAGAGUAUCAGGACUGUUGGAGUGUUUUAUUGUAAUAAAGAAGAUACCUCUACAAGUGUCUCCGGAACCCAUUACACAUGCUUUCCUAAAAGGCCGUGGUAUUUAUAGUUUGUGUAAAAUAUUCCUUUGUUUCGUGUAGAGAACGUUCAAUGAAAGAUGUCUGCCGAUCUGUUUUUUCGCAAGGAGGUACUUUAAAGAGCACAUUUGAAGGCAUCGUGGAUUUUUGUUACAGAUUUGUAUUCUAGCCUAGGUUUUAUUGAAGCUUAACUUCUAUUUAAAUAAAACUUUAGAUAUAUCUGUCUGCAUUGAUAUCCCACCUUGUUUACCACAUGUUUACUUAAAUAUGUAGACGCUCCCUCUGAAGACGUCACCUCAAAUUAACGAGUGGGUUACGUCAGGGCCUCCCCCUUUCUCUGGCUUGUGAUGUCACCAAGAGCAGAACUCGCCUCCACGGAAUCUAACGACUGCACUGUCUUGGAAUGCAUUUACACAGUAAUCAAAUCUUCACAACUGCCAGGGAACACACAUUAAAAACCACUUAAUGUACACUUGGAAGGCAUUUUGAAUUGUCUUGAAACUGAAACACGCGUAAGGAGGUCUACAAGGAGCAGGGUCUGAGAUUGACGUGUGAAAUUUGAAGUUCCAUAAGCCCAUCGUUUGUGAUUCAAGGACCCAAUAAAGAUGGCAGCUGGGAAACGUCACCAUAAGUGAAGGUGACCUGUGAAGGCUCCAGGGUUUGACUUCCAGGCCGCUAAUAGAGCCCGAGACGAAUCACAGCCAUUUGUGGAUGUGGAGGUUUUGGAGGACUUUUCGGACAAUGUAGAGAGUAGAAGCAGACAGAAUGUGUGACCAUAAGUGUUGGGUAGACCUGUAACCAAAAGCAUGAGACACGGUUUCCCAAUGUUUAUUUCAAUUGUUUAGUUUUUAGUUGAUUUGGAAUACAGUACUUAUUUCAAUUGUGAUUUAAAUUUUAGUUGACGAUUACCUAACGCCAUUACUUGGGUAAGGCUUAAGUAUUGAAUAUCGCGUUUUUAGCUGUCGCGUGGCACUUUCCAAGAACGUAACCUCCGAUAUUCAAGGGGCGGCUGUAUUUUCUGUCGAUCGAGUACAGCAAGGGAGUACGGAUUUUUACUAGAAACUAGAUCUCUGCUUUCUUGAUGUAAUUAAGGCCUAUGGUACCAUAAAGAGGCUUGGUGCUUUGGGUUCCUUGAUUUCGAUGUCUCUGCCUCUGCUCACAUUCGUUGAGGAUUUUUAUGAUUUUGGGCAGGCCCAUCUAAAGGUGCGUGACCAGGAGUUGGAACCAUUUCCUGUUCAACUCGGCUUGUGGCAGAAAUUCACUCUGGCCCAAUGCAUUACAUUUGUAAUGUGAGGUUACACCUGGAUAAUAACGAUGGGCUCUGCCGGCCUCAGCCUGCAACCAAUGGGGAGUCGAGUUAGGGGCGUGGCCCUGGAGCCGUACAUUAGCUUCGGGAAAGUUCCAGGGGUGUGGCUGAGGAUUGGCUGCGGGGCAUCACGUGGGCCAGGGAUUUAAAGGAGCGGAGAAGCCACGCUGGUGCCGUGGUCCGGAGCCUGCCACGUGGCGGGCCGCCGCAGUCUCUCUCUCACGCUGUCAGCCAACAGCGUGAAGGAGCAAGGGAACUGGAGGAACGAAUGUGGUGGAAGCUGUGAACGAAACUGAAUAAAGAAUUCUCAAUUGACGACGUCUCAACGGGGUUUAUUACACAUUACAUAGCAUGUUCAAUAAUUAUGUAGUUUGAGGAGCUCACAAUGGCCGUAUAAAUAAACUAGCUGAGAGUAUGGUCAGUGGAUGUUGCUGUGGGUUGACGACCACGGUGGGGGUUAGGGCGAGUUAAACGUUACCGCUGGGGAGCGUGGCUCUCUCCACGCGAGGGUGUGCGAUUAGGCGUUUUGUUGGGUUGCUGAGAGUGACCGUGGGUACAUGCUGUGUACGUGCGAUGUCUGUGCUGGUCCUCAAGGGAGGACUGCUGGUGGGUAAGAGCAGGAAAUUUUGUUGUUGUUGUUGUCACGUGUAAAUAAUAUUGUUGUUAAAAUGUAAAUACUGGGGCAUCCAUUGCGUUAUUUUGGGUAUUUAUGGGGAGUUUUUUUAAGCGGGCUGGAUUUACAUCAUCUCCACUACCCUGAGGCCGGGUGGCUGUCGUGUACGACAUGCGGAUGUGCGUUGUUGUGCUGUGCCUCAGGGGAUUGGAUUCUCCUUCUCGUCACAGAUUCUUCAGCUCCCGUCGCACUGGGUGUUACCUGGUGUGCUAGCUGGAUGAGGACUUGAAGGAGCAAUUGAGCGCCGUUCGUCAUUCUGCUCUACCACUUGCUCUUUGACGUUGGACUUGAGCCGAGCGGAUGGAACUGCAACAUGGACACGCACUAAAACAUCACAUUUCUGGGUUGUGCGCGUUGGCCGUUCUUGCGUGUCAGUUGCCGUUUUUGUUCAUUGUGCCAUUCUUAUUCUUGUUGAUGUUGCGCGGAGGACAGGCCGGUGUUCUGUUCCAGUUCCUGAUACCUCCCCUUUCGUUGCUUGUGUUGUUGUUGUUAUAAUCUCCGUUGUGUCUGGGGGACUCCUGAUUGUGAUGCCUUCGCCCGCAUUAUUUUGUUCUGUUUCAGCCGAGGACGGCUGGGAUUUUCUCUACGGGGGAGGGUAGUGUAAUGCGGGCGUAAAUGGGCGGGGCGGAUAUGACGAUCCGAGAGGGAGGAGUCAGGGUGACGUGGGGGAGAAGUUAUAGCGGGGAGACAGGAAGCUAUCUGGGUCAGUCGGGGGAGUGAAGGGUGGUGAAGACGUUGGGUGGUCGCCGUGCCUCAGCCUGGUGGCUGAGGGGCUCAUGACGGCGCCAGCCAGCGGGGUGGAAGAGAGAGUGGAGGAUUGAGGUUGGAGAUGGCGAGAUAGCCACAGAGGCCACGAAGGGCUGAGGUAGGAAGUGGCGAGAUAGCCACAGAGGCCACGAAGGGCUGAGGUAGGAAGUGGCGAGAUAGCCACAGAGGCCACGAAGGGCUGAGGUAGGAAAUGGCGAGAUAGCCAUAGAGGCCACGAAGGGCUGACGUUGGGAGGUGGCGAGAUCGCCACGCACGGAGGAACAGGGAGCAGCGAUGGAGCUGCUGUGGGGGCAGCCGGAGGGCUGCACCAAGAGCCUGCAGCGGAACUGCAGGAGCGUGGAAGGCUACGGGAGCGAAGGCAGAUGUGGGGCUGCCAGGGAGAGAGUCUCAGGAGGAGUGCCGUGUGGGAAG
Lethenteron reissneri (Far Eastern brook lamprey) is the source of this 5875-nucleotide messenger RNA. RefSeq lists its product as uncharacterized. NCBI's taxonomy places the organism in Eukaryota, Metazoa, Chordata, Hyperoartia, Petromyzontiformes, Petromyzontidae. The record is from RefSeq and is a predicted model, not a curated record. Gene Ontology annotation, molecular function: nucleic acid binding; zinc ion binding.